AUGGAGCUGUCACGGCAGGAGUACCCUGCAUUGCUGGCCACUUUACAGCCCGGACAAGCCACAACCGUCCUCAAUGAGCGCAUCCGAGUCAUCAACAAGAUCCAUGCGGAUAUUGCCGACUUCCUCCAGGAACGACGUCGCUUGGAAGAGGUCUAUGCCCAGAGCUUGCGGAAGCUGGCGCAUCGCCCGCAAUUAGACAAUGGCGCGGCACUUGGUAUCUUCCAAAUUCCCUGGCAGCGCAUCAUUAACGCCACGGAAGCAUUGGCCGUUUCGCACGAGACUCUUGCGACCAAGAUUGAGGAGGAUGUUGAACGACCCCUGAGAGAAUACAGCAACAAGAACCGCGACAUGCAGUCAAUGCCAGGCAUUCAGAGCAACCUAGCCAGUCUAGCCAAAAAUGUCGAGGCUGCGCAGAAGAAAGUGGAAAAAGCCAAGGGAAAGGGCACCAAGGGCGCAAGCAACCUAGCCAGCGCAAUUGCCUCUGCCGACGAAAUGAACCAGCAAUGGGAGUCGCGUGCCCCCUUCGUCUUUGAACAGCUCCAGGCAGCUGACGAAGGUCGCCUUAACCACCUCCGGGACGUUCUGACUCAAUUGGAGACGCACGAAGUGGAUCAGGUUGAGCGCGGCCGGCAAGCCGCUGAAAGCUGUUUGAAUGUUCUUCUCAAUGUGGAGACCGCGGAUGAAAUCAAGACUUUUGCUGCUAAAAUGGCAGGUAACCGAAUCCCACUAUCGCCAGUGACAUCGCGGCGACAAGCUUCCCAGUCCGACAUUGCACCACCUCCAGCGGCUACACCUCCCCAAGCGGAUGCGCCGCUUGCUCCUCCCCCGCCUAUUCAAGAUGAUGCAGCUAGCCAGAGAUCCCAGCGAUCAGAAACUCCUGCUCCACUGCCAGCGCCGAGCGUUGUCCAAACACCACCUGCACCGGAGCCCGUGCCACGGCACACUCCGCUAGGAGGACUGAGGCGACUAGGUACUGUCAUGAAUCGCCGUAAGAGUGUUGUUGGACCGACCGCUGGUAGCUUUGACCGAAAGCCAGAGAAGAAACACCGCAGUCCGUUCUCAUCUUUUAUGAGAUCAGAGUCUUCACGAGAGAUGCAGAUCCCCGAGUCGCCUCCCUCGACUGCAGACCGCCCGGGAACAUCUUUGACUGAAGGAUCAUCCACACGGAACCCAAGUGUGUCACAAGAUCACAAUGUCGCUGAGACAAUAGCCCCGCUACCAAUUCCUCAGCCGGAGAAUGCCACUGCGAAUGGGACUUCGACAGAGGCUCGAUCGGGAUUUACUAGCAAUGGCGUUGGUCAGCCGCAUGUCGAUUCAGAAGGUUUCACCGAGCGUCCGUCUACUGUGGAUGAAAUUACGCGCGCCCAAAGAGAGGCGUCUGGGUUGGAGGAGUCAGCAAUGAACUUGACGAUUCGAGACCAGCCUAUCUUUGAGGAUGAGAGUCAGGCAAAACAGGCCAUGGAUGACAUGGCAAACACUCUUCGAAUGCGUGCUCAACAGACAGGUAUUAGGCGGAAUGCAGGCACUAUUCGCGGUCGUCGUGAUGUUCGAAACACCGUCUUCGUGCCAAAUCCGAGCACUGAUCCAACGGUCACUCAAGCGGCAUCUGAUUUGUAUGCCCCGUCUUCACCUGUGAGACAUGUCGCCUCUCCUAGUAAUGCCACAGAGGACCAUGCAAUGUCAGACACAACCUCUGUUCGCUCAGGACACACGAUGCAUGGCCAUGGGCCAAGUACUCACCCUGAGCUCCACGAGCCGGGGCUGAAUGCCUCUAUCAUCGAGACAGUCAAUGCCUGGUUCGCAGAGGGCAGCGUCACUAAGUCUUUCGUGGUGGGAGAGCUGGCUCUGGCACAUAAUGCCACCGCAGGCGUUGUCGUUGAUUCGGAGCGCAUUCGUCUCGACAACUUCCCUGUCCUAGAAAAAGUCGCUGCCAACCCACACUUUGUCCAAGAAGCCAACAAAGAAGGCGCGGACGAAAAGCGUGGCGAGUACAAUGUCCAAUUGAAUAACAUCUCGCGAGCUCUGCCGACAGUUGCUUUCAAAUACCAAAUUCACCUAGACCAGACAAAUCCUUCUGCUUACUGCCCAGUUCUUUUCAAGCCCGUCUGGAAUUUGCAAGAAAGUCAAGCCAGCGCCAUCAUUUUCUACUCUCUGAACCCCGUCUUUGUCUCCCAGCCUGCCACCUCCAUCACCCUCAAAAAUGUUGUCCUCACUGUCGGUCUUGACACGGCUGCCGAGGAUGAGGCCACAAAGCAGCCGCGCGACUCAGUCGCGCACGCUGUCAAUGCCGUCAUGUACCCCAACACCGGUGCCACUUUCCGCCGCAAGACGUCCACUGUCACCUGGAAGAUUCCCGAGUUGGAAAUCAAGGCCGCCGGGGCUGGUGGAGAGGAAGGUAGGUUUCUUGUGCGUUUCGCAACGUCCACUCCUGGGCCGCGCAAGGGCAAUGUCGAAGCGAAGUUUGAGCUUCACACCACCGAAACAGGCGCGCGACUGGGCAUCAGCCGCGCCGUGCCAGACGCUCAGCAGAAGGAAAUUGACCCCUUCGCUGAUGAUGGCUCCCCUCGUAACGCGCGGACUGCUUCUGUCUCAUGGCUAGAGGUUCCAGUCGCGCGCAAAUUGGUCGGUGGUAAGUAUAUCUCUGCUUAA
Penicillium macrosclerotiorum is the source of this 2649-nucleotide messenger RNA. RefSeq lists its product as uncharacterized. The record is from RefSeq and is a predicted model, not a curated record. Gene Ontology annotation, biological process: septin cytoskeleton organization. NCBI's taxonomy places the organism in Eukaryota, Fungi, Ascomycota, Eurotiomycetes, Eurotiales, Aspergillaceae. The transcript is spliced from 8 exons. Bases 1 to 2649 code for a protein of 882 amino acids. Gene Ontology annotation, cellular component: plasma membrane; cell division site; cytoplasm.